CGGUAUGCUGACCGGCUCCUGCCGGCCUCAGGGACCAGCGGGACGGGGUGCUGUGGCUCUGUGACCGGGGCGAAGGAGGAGGACAUCCCUGUCUUCAAGCGGAGACGGAGGUCCAGCUCCAUAGCGGCCUCGGAGAUGAUGAUGGCUCACGGCAAAUCGCACCGCCGGACGUCGCUGCCUUGCAUUCCGCGGGACCAGUCGUCGGGUACCAGCGUGGUGGUGGACAUCUCGGUGAUGGGUGAGGCCCACGGUUUGAUAUCAGACCUGCUGGCGGACCCCUCGCUGCCUCCCAACACCUGCAGCUCUCUAAAGGCUGUCAGCAGCCUCCUCAGCACCCAGAUUAGCCUCCAGCCGCUCCACCGGCCCCACAUGACGCCCGUCACGCACACCUGCUGCGACUCGGAGGACGGGCCCGAUAAGGCGGAGAGACUGGCCAUUCCGAAGCGUCUGAGGCGGAGUCUUCCCCCGGGAUUGCUGCGGAGAAUCUCGUCCACGUGGACCACCACCACCUCGGCCACCGGACUGCCCGCCAUCGAGCCCGGACCCGUACGGAGGGACCGCUCCGCCAGCAUCAAGUACACCACAGACGGGGAAUCAUGGAGGAACUCCGUCAUGACCACCAUCUGCAAGAGCCGCUCCAUGUCCGCCUCCUGCGCCGCCUCCAUCACCCUCAACCACUUCUGCAGCAAACCGCUGGGAAGACCAGGCUUCGUCCCCUCCAGCAUAUCCCCGCUGGGCUCGCCGUGCCCGUCCCCUCCCGCCCAGGGCACGCCAGCCUCCAGCCCCACCGUCAAGACGUGCUCGGUGCAGCUUCCUGAGCUGGUGGGGGUGACGCCGGCGGAGCAGACCCCGGGCUGUGACGUCUCCAAGAGCCGCCACCGAGCCUUAACUCACAGCCAGAGCGCGCCCGGCUCCACCACUCCUCACUGGCGGCCUCCGUCGCUCUGCAGCAGCUGCGGCAGGCCCUUCAACCACCGACUCAACCAUGGCGUGGAAUCUAUUGUCAAGAUGGAGAGAAUACCCCGUCCAGAUGAGCGUGCGAUCAUCUCAUCGGACUACGACAGCACGUACGACAGCACCUACGAGACCAACCACAGUGACAGCAGCGACUUUGCACAGAACGAGGAAGAGGCGGACGCCGGCAAGAAGCCGUCCGAGGCGAGGGAAGGUUGCAGGGAGUACGUGGCCGAGGGCAUCGUCCUGCACCCCCUCCUGCCAUCGCCCGAGGACAAGCUCAUGUUGGCUCCGGAGCCCCUGCUGAUGGAUCCUCUCAUGAGUCAACUCGACAUUUGGAAUUUUCCCAUUUUCAGUUUAGUGGAGAAGACUCACGGCAAGACAGGCUGCAUCCUCAGCCAGGUGUCCUACAAGCUCUUCGAAGAUUCGGGCCUGUUUGAGACCUUCAAGAUUCCUUUGGCAGAGUUCAUGAACUACUUUCACGCUUUGGAGAACGGAUACAGAGACAUCCCCUAUCACAACAGGAUCCACGCCACUGAUGUGCUGCACGCCGUCUGGUACCUCACAACGCAGCCCGUGCCCGGCCUGCCCCCGCCCCUGACUGAAAACGGCAAAUACAACGACUCGGCGAACGGCAUGACCCCCGGUGCCGCCGCCUUUCUGUCAUCUAAGAUGAGCGCCGCGCCGGAGGAAGGCUACGGCUCCUUGUCCGCCCUCAUCCCGGGCCUGGAGCUGAUGGCGUUGUACGUGGCCGCCGCCAUGCACGACUACGACCACCCGGGAAGAACCAACGCCUUUCUAGUAGCCACCAGUGCGCCGCAGGCUCUUCUUUACAACGACCGCUCGGUCCUGGAAAACCACCACGCCGCUUCGGCGUGGAACCUCUUCAUGUCCCGCCCGGAGUACAACUUCCUGGUCAACCUGGAGCAUGUGGAGUUCAAGCGCUUCCGCUUCCUCGUCAUCGAAGCCAUCUUGGCCACCGACCUCAAAAAGCAUUUUGACUUCCUGGCUGAGUUUAACGUCAAGGUGGGUGACGACGGGGUGUCUGGCAUCGACUGGUCAAACGAAAACGACCGAUUGCUGGUGUGCCAGAUGUGCAUCAAGCUGGCCGAUGUCAACGGACCUCUGAAGUGUAAGGAGCUGCACUUGCAAUGGACUGAGGGGAUCGUCAAUGAGUUCUACGAACAAGGUGACGAGGAAGCAAGCCUGGGCCUUCCCAUCAGCCCCUUCAUGGACCGCUCUGCACCGCAGCUCGCCAAACUCCAGGAGUCCUUCAUCACUCACAUAGUGGGACCCCUCUGCUCCUCCUACGGCUCCGCUGCCCUGAUGCCGGGUCACUGGGUCGACCCGCCGGACGGGCAGAUGGAGCUGGACGAUGCAAAGGAGGGUGGCGAUACGGAGGAGGAUGAGGAGGACCCGGUCGAGGAUGAUGGUUCGGACUCUUCCCAGAGGCAGAGGAUGAAGAAGGACGGUCGGAGGACGGUGUUCUGCCAGAUCACGCAGCAUCUCCUGGAGAACCACGAAAUGUGGAAGAGAGUCAUCGCCGCCGAAGUCCAGGAGGCCGAGGUCCAGGACCCGAUCACGGCCAUACACGAGGAAGAGGAGGAACAAGCGAGCCGAGACGAGGAGGAGGAGUUGACUGACUGUUUGGAUCAAAUUGACGACACGCCAACUGUAGAUGAAGAGGACGUCCUCUCAGCAGGUGACAAAGAGGAGGCAUCCCAGUAAUAACACCGACAACCUUUUUUCGAACUCUCGCUACGUUAGCCAGCACAUGACUUUGACACGACACUGUAGAAGAGGUUUUUUUGCUCAGUUGUGCCUAACAAAAACAGGGUUUUUGACCAGGAAGAAGCAAAAGAAGUGACCUCGCUGGACACAGAGACAAAAAAAACAAACAUAAUAAUUUAUGUUGAAGUAGUAGUACUCCAUAUUUCUGUAUAUGUACAAACAUGCACCCCACCCCCUCCAUCGGUGAGUAAUACACUGUCACACUGCCUUGCUACUGAGCCCCUUCCUCUGGCGGACAAUGGGGUUCAAGUCAGGAAAAAGCUGGUUCCGCUGAGGCUCGGUCAGGUUGGGGAAAAAAAAAAAAAAAAAAAGGGGCGUACUUUGCGUCUGGAAACAUACACGGUUGUGUUUACAAUACAAUGCUAUAUCGGGCACGCAUUCUGUAUAAGACGUUAAAGAGGAACUGCACUUUUUUUUGGGAAUUUUGCCUAUCAUUCACAUUCCUUUUUUCAGACAUUUUUCUUUUUUGUAAAAUAUGGCAAGUAUGAGGUGGCUAACAAUGCAGCUAAUAAGAACUCUAUUCCGCCCAAAAAGCCCUCUAAAAAAACUUCCAAAAACCGCCAACAAUACUAAAUUUACAUCUUUCGACCUGAAAAAUUAACCAAGUAUUAGCGAUGUUGUUAUUAUAACUGCUAACGCAUGCUAUUGUAUUUUUCGCACCAACAAAAUUUUAGGAAAAAAAAAAGUUUCCCAUAUAUAGGGAGUGUAAGUUACAAAAUUACUUGUUUGGAUUGAAAUAUUUUCAAUGUUUAUUUACAUUAUAUCUUCAUUACUUCCAAACGGUGUCAGUAACAAGGCAGUAAAACGGUUGGUCAAACAAAACGGAAGCUCGCGCUCCAAUCAGCUAAACAGACUCAAUAACUCCACGGUGACAUUUUGGUGAAUUUACUGAGGAAUUUGUGAAACUCAAACAAUACAAAAAUAUUUUGCCUAUCAAUCUCAAUCCUUAUUUAAGACAAGAACACCUUUUUCUUUUUUUGUAAAAUAUGGCAAUGCAGCUAAUGAGAACUCUUUUCCGCCCAAAAAGUUCUGUAAAAAAACCUCCAACAAUACUAAAUUUACAUCUCGCGACCUGAAAAAUUAACCAAGUAUUAGCGAUGUUAUUAUUAUAACUGCUAACGCAUGCUAUUGUAUUUUUCGCACCCACAAAAUUUUAGGAAAAAAAAAAAGUUUCCCAUAUAUAGGGAGUGUAAGUUACAAAAUUACUUGUUUGGAUUGAAAUAUUUUCAAUGUUUAUUUACAUUAUAUCUUCAUUACUUCCAAACGGUGUCAGUAACAAGGCAGUAAAAUGGUUGGUCAAACAAAACGGAAGCUCGCGUUCCAAUCAGCUAAACAGACUCAAUAACUCCACGGUGACAUUUUGGUGAAUUUACUGAGGAAUUUGUGAAACUGA
Nerophis lumbriciformis (worm pipefish) is the source of this 4138-nucleotide messenger RNA. RefSeq names its product cGMP-inhibited 3',5'-cyclic phosphodiesterase 3A-like. Gene Ontology annotation, biological process: signal transduction. Gene Ontology annotation, molecular function: 3',5'-cyclic-nucleotide phosphodiesterase activity. Lineage: Eukaryota; Metazoa; Chordata; Actinopteri; Syngnathiformes; Syngnathidae. The record is from RefSeq and is a predicted model, not a curated record.